CAAACAAGGUGGACAGGAGGAGAGACAGAGUGUCGGACGUCCUCGCUGACAGAGCGAACUCAAGCUCUGGACAAACCGCUGCACCACAUACUCCAAACAAGAACUGUUGUCUUUUCAGAAAGAAGAAAAAGAAAAAAGACUGGACAAAAGAGGCAGAGCCACUGGAUUUUUUUCUUUUACGAGGGGAAUAUCCUGCACCACAACUUGUUUGUUUUCUCUUUCUUUCUUGUCGUCCCCCUCCUCCCACAUCUCGAUGCUUUGCUUUGGGAUUUGUGCUCCGAAUCCAUCAAAUUCCUCUCUUGAUCCUUCAUAUAUUUGCCAUCUGAAACCUGUUGAAUUACAUUUUUUCUCCAAAGGUUUGCAACCAAACAAACUAAGACAGACGUUUGCAGAACUUAACCUGGACUAAAAGUUAAAUUCAAGGCUUUGGUUCUGGAAUGAAUUUAACAGAGUCCAGCUUGUCUAGAGAGACCCCUCUGCAUCAAAACCAAAUGUCUCUUGUAGCCACUUGGACGUCGGAGACACCGAGUCCUGCCUCUGAUCCUGAAAUGGGUUUUGACCAGAGCCUCUCUGGAGACUGCAGUUCUCCUGAUGUCCUUGGAGUGGGGAACUUGAGGAGAGCAGAACCAAAGGUGGUUUUAACAGCCAGUUCGGGGGGACAGAGUCCGGAUCUGAACCAGAGAGGAGGUGCGUCGGCAGGCGCAGGUGACGGGAAAGCUGUCGGGGCUGAGCAGAGGAUCCGUAGGCCCAUGAAUGCCUUCAUGGUCUGGGCGAAAGAUGAGAGGAAGCGACUUGCCCUGCAGAACCCUGACCUGCACAACGCUGUGCUCAGCAAGAUGCUCGGUCAGUCCUGGAAGGCCCUGAGUGCCACUGACAAACGGCCAUUUGUUGAGGAAGCAGAGCGUCUGCGUGUCCAACACCUCCAAGACCACCCAAACUACAAGUACAGGCCUCGCCGCAAAAAGACCACCAAAAAACUGAAAAGGGUUGAACCGGGGCUCCUGCUGCACAGCUUGGCCCAAGGAGGGGCCCCAAGCCUUGGCUUGGGUGCAGAAAGUGUCUCUAGAGGCUCUCCUUAUGGACACCCAGGAGCCCACCCUCCACAUCACCAUCAUCAUCAUCCCCACCACCUGCUGCCAUCUUUGGGGCACUUCAGGGACCUCCAGGCUCCAGGACAUCCUGAGCUGGAAAGCUUUGGUUUACCCACCCCAGAGAUGUCCCCUCUGGAUGUUCUAGAAGAUGGACCUGGGGAAUCUGUGUUUUUCCCUCAACAUACACAAGAGGAAGCAGGGAUAGGAGGUUGGAGUGGGUACCACCACCAUCUUCACCAUCAUAACCAACAUUAUAACCAUCACUACAACAACCACAGCCACCACGGUUCCAUACAUAGUCAGGGCUCGGGAAUGAGUGUUAGCAACAGUAUGAAUUCCAGUCUCAGUCCAGGCAGAAAUUCUAGACUUGAUCCUAGAAUAAGUUCUGGUGAAUCAAACAUGACCUCCAGCAUGAGUUCUGCCACUGCAGUCAGCUCCAAGUUACAUCUUACUAAUGCCUCCAGCCACCACGUCCCCUUAAGAAGUCCUGUGAAGUGCCCAGCACCUCUGCCUGAUUCCACCUCCUCUGUUUCCUAUCCCCAUCCCUCCAUCAGCCUCCCUGAGCCAAAGUGCCAGCAGACAACCCUGAGCACAGCUCCUGUGGGCUACUACAGCCAAAUGUACGGGAAUGGCACCCCAAGUGCAACCCAUUUCCCUUCCUCUCAUCUGGGCCAGCUUUCACCUCCUCCUGAAACCUCUCCAUCUUCCUGCUCAACCUCUUCCAUCCCCACCUCAUCAACUUUUCUUCGUUCUGCGUACUUAGACCAGUCAAAUCUAGAGGCUGCCGGCCACAUGGGGUCAUCUUCUGCUGAAUUUUGGUCCGAAGUGGACAGACAUGAAUUUGACCAGUAUGUAAAUAUGGGACGUAAUCGAGAGGAGGUUUACAGAGUGGGUGGAGAAUGCGGAGGCGGGUCAAAAGUUCAGGGUGGAUGUACUAGCAGCAGUUCAGGUAGCAAUAAUAGCAAUGUUAGCAGUAUGAUUAGUAGAGAUGUUAGCAAUAUAAUAAGCGGUGUUGGUGGUUGUGAUGAUGGAAGCAGUCCUCUCAUAUCUGCUCUUUCUGAUGCCAGCAGUGCCGUCUAUUACAGUGCCUGCAUCAGUGGCUGAACACAGGAUCUCAUCUCUCAUAAGGUAUCUAUCUACAUACUGUUUGUUAUUGACAUGACAGAAACUAUCAAGGGACAUUAGCUCAUAUUGUUGUGUGACUUAGUUCCUAUUGGAUCCUAUUUUAAUCUAAAAAGGUUUAAUGUUUUUUGUUUUUUCCAAAUUGAGAAAAAAAGUACAAGAAGAAAAAAAAAAAGAAAGAAAAAAAAAGACUUGUACAGGCAGCAGCAUUGACUUUGCUAGCAAGGCUGUUGCAAGAUUACUUGUUCUGGACCUUUUUCUGGGCAAGACAGUUUCAUUUUGCUAAAUGACUGCACAAUCAGCUCAUUUUAGUGACUUAUUAGCUAGCAAAGCAGAUGACACUGUUGUUCCUAACAGCAUGAAGUGACGAAGAAAGAAAAUAAACAAUCAUUUCCUAUUAAGACGCGAUAGACUGACAUGAAUCCUGUAAACAGUAUGAUGCUGUGCUUUACUCACAGGUUUUGUUUUAUGGUCUUUUGUGUUUCUGACAGACAAAUGGAGGCAGACUAAGUGCAACACUACUGUUUUCUGCCUUAAAAUGCUGAGAACAUAGUUGUCAAUUUAUUCAAUUAGUGGUGCUGCGUCUUGGUUUUGAGCAUGACUGUUAAUAAUACUUUUUGUCAAAAGCUGGAUUCAUUUAUGAAGUGUAAUUUGGUGUGGUGGCUACACAGAUUAUACAGUUCUCAUAGGCAGCAUGGAAUAAUAAAAACAAAACAAUUAUUUCUUUAUCUCACUCUGUAAACUCUGUCUGUCAGACACGUAAACAUUAAUAUGCAUGGCAUGAUAAUUUUAUAUGAUUUUUUCACAUAUCAUAUCAGGACUGACAGAUUUUACUACAAACGGGUUUAAAUAAGGGAGAAAGAUAAAAGACUCAGUGGGAGAGAUCUGAUCCAGUCUCGACAUAUAUCUCUGAAGUGUUGUCAGGAAAGACUUGGCCACUAACCCAGAACAGACCACCGAUGCCUCCCACAAACUAUCAGGAUGUUUUACAAGCCGGAGUGGGUUUUCUUUUAACCGUGAUGCAUGCCAUUCCCUUUGGUUUCUCAGCCCAUGGCAGGGCCUCUCUCCAAACUCCAUGCAUAAAUCUGCUCAUUUUAAAUUGCUUUGCUUCCUGGCAAAUAAGAAUAUGUUGAUGAUUUUAAGAUCAUUCUCUGUCACCACAAAGCCCCUGUGGCAUAACAAACAUAUCACUUGUUUAAACAAAGUGUAAUUUCCCCCCAAGUUAAAUACUAAGGUCUACAAAUAACAAAGGCUCAGGUUCUAAAACUGUCUGGAACAAGUUUGGUGGCAUAUCAUGCAAAUAUCUUCACUUCAUUCAGUCAAAUCAGCCUCAUCCAUCAGACUAAUCUUUCACUGUUUUCGGACUUUUGGAAACCUUUGUUUCAUGUAGCCAUUUACUGUACAUAGAGAUGCAUUGGCAUUAUGUGAAGAAGGAGUUGAGACUAUGAAAUGUUUUCUUUGCACUGGGUUUAUUGUAUUAGUUGUAUAGGAGAAACACUACUUAUGGAAAACAUGUCUAUACAUUGAAAUGUGUUUUUGUACAUAAAGGAUUGUGUUUAGUUAUUUUAUAGUCUUAUUUUUCUUAAAGGAAAACUAUUUAGGAGUUACACUUAGCAGCUUUCUUGCUGAGGGUGAGAUGGUGGGAAUGUGGUGCUGGAUCUCAGAGACAUUUAGCUCCGAAUGUGCAAACAGAUGUGCAGAGCUUGUAAUUAUGAAGGGAGCCCUGUAGCAUUAUCACUGCUUGGAGAACCAAAAAAAUGUCUUGUCCUUGUAUUUUUCUGUUUGUGAAUGAAAUAUAUGAGUCUUUGUACUAAGUUAGACUUAUCACACCUGAUAAAUCCCUUUGCUUAACCCUUGAGCCACCUUUGAGGACCAAAAGUGUACUUUCUGCUUACUUUGUGCCUUUGAUUCUCAAUAUCUGCUUCAGUUUAAAGGCUGAUUGUAUGAAACUUUUCUUUUAUUAUUAUGUUUAAAAAUUCUAUGAUCCCUGUUAUUGAAUUUUGUAUAGAAUAAGAGACAAGCAUAAUGCCAACACUCUUUACCUCGGGAUUUGGUUCCACUGACUCCCAAUAUAAACACAUACUUUUAAAACACUAUAAUCCUCAUCUAUUAAAAUGCAUAUUCUGUGUUUUUCUAAUAAAAAAAUAAGGCUUUCUUCUGACACAAAGGGCAUUAAAACCUUAAAAUAUAAUGAUGAUUAUAUAUAGUUAUAUUUUUAAAUCUAUUGUUAGGUUUAAAUUAGCUGAAAAGAUCUAAUGUAAAGAAAAUGAAUUAAAUUUAUUUAUAUAUAUUACAUUUUUAAAACACUUUCAUAUGAGAUACCAUUUUGGUACCUAAGGUUAAAAGUGUAAGUUUUUUUUAAAGGUGUCUCAAGGGUUAAAGCAGACAUCAAAAUUCUAAACCGUACCAGCAUUUGAAUUUAAAGAUGAAAAUUUGUGGUUUUGGUUGUACUUGGAAACUUUUAAAAAAUCAACCAUUGCAGAGUUUUGUCUCUCCUGUAACAGAUUUGUGUACAGUGGAAGAAAAAAGUCUCCCUUUAAAAUUGAUCGUACAUCUGUUUUGCAUUAGGCUUUAAGACAAUGGUUGUUUCUUUUUCUCUUCAUGUACAUGAAACAUUCAUACAAAAUCAAGUGUCUUGUACAGACCUACCAGUUACAUUCAUCAUGCCACUGCUAAGGACAGUCGGUUUAAAUAAAGAGCAAUCACAGAAUCACAGAAGCAGAGGUUCUAUGCAAAGUAUUAAAAUACUUCUGCAACUGACAUUCUUUUCUGUUGACACCAAACAUAUUUUUUUAUUUUAUUUUUUUUCCAUUUUAAUUUACUGUGACACACAAAGACUUCAGAGGGAAAGACGUUUUUUUGGAGUCGUGCAAUAACUCUGGAGCUUUUGGUAAUAAUUAUCUGAAGAAGAAAGAAACACCCAAGACUUUGGGAUUCAAACAAAGAACAAAUUCUCAGCAGUCAUACAAGGAAAAAAAUAAAUAAAUAAAUCUGGGAAUGUUUCAGUAGUGUCACUGUGACACUUUUAAAUCUGCCUAAUGAGGAUCACUUCAAACCUUUUUGAGAGUAGAAAGUGUUUGUGUUCAUGUGGCCUGGCUGUAAAUUUAUCUGUUCUGUUGUUAACAAUAAAUUCUACCAAAUAAAUCAAAUACUUUUGAGAAUUAACUUUGUUUUUAAAUAUCUGAAACUGCU
Molecule: messenger RNA, 5405 nt
Organism: Melanotaenia boesemani (Boeseman's rainbowfish)
Lineage: Eukaryota; Metazoa; Chordata; Actinopteri; Atheriniformes; Melanotaeniidae
Gene: sox18
Product: SRY-box transcription factor 18
Exons: 2
Coding region: 438-2195 (585 amino acids)
Biological process (GO): angiogenesis; vasculogenesis; positive regulation of transcription by RNA polymerase II
Molecular function (GO): RNA polymerase II cis-regulatory region sequence-specific DNA binding; DNA-binding transcription factor activity, RNA polymerase II-specific
Source: RefSeq, a predicted model, not a curated record